AUGUCUGAUCAUACUGGUCGGCCUACUGGCGAGGGCCUGGUCCUUGAGGCAUGGGGCCAGGGCCUGAUGAUUGGCAGCUUGCUCAUCAUGGCGGCUAUCACUCUCUCAAACAUGAAAAAGCACAUUCUUCUACACAAACUCAUCCUCGCAGAAUUAAUCCUCGCCAUGGGUCAUGGUACCUUUAUCUUCCUGCAAGAGCCCGCCUAUGGUUGGUAUCUUUCCGUUACGGCGAUCGGUCUGAACGUAUCCUGGGCAUUGCACAAUGUCAUUGCCUGGAUGAAGAAUAGACCAUUUUUAUCACGCCGGGUUUCGAUGAUUUACAUCGUCACCGUCAUUCUUUGUUGGCCGUAUUGGAUUGUCGAGAUCUAUGCCAAUUUCACUUACUUCAAUAAUAUCAAUAAUUUGUUUCAUACGACUCGUCCGCUUGAGCCGAUCUUCAGGGACCCCUGGUGGGUAUUUACGACUGUCUCCCUGUUCUACACCAUCAAGCGCGAAUACAACUUUGGACUGUGGGAACUCGUCUUCAUUAGUCCCCGCUUUGGAGUUAUGCUCGCCUCGAUGUGUCUCUCUAUCGCAUUUAUCGUGGUAGAUACCUGCAGUGUCCUGAACGCUUUUAGCGAUUCACUACCUCAGGGCAUCGAGCCAUUCUGGAAGCUAUCCUUCAUCUUCAAAUGUCUCUGCGACACAGUCAUCCUCGACGACUUCAAAACAGCACUCGACCGAAUGCGCGCCUACUGGCUCCGAAAACAAGCCAGCGGCGAGAUCCUCCUCACAAAUGCAAAUACCGUUCGCUCACCACACCGUGGCGCCCAACAAAUCGAGGACGUCGAAUCUGCACCUGGUGCUCACCGGAUGGUGCGAAAUAACAAGUCUUUCUCCAUGCCUCGAGUUGUGCUCAAGGACGACGUAUAA
This is a messenger RNA of Penicillium cataractarum, 912 nucleotides long. RefSeq lists its product as uncharacterized. The transcript is spliced from 3 exons. The record is from RefSeq and is a predicted model, not a curated record. Bases 1 to 912 code for a protein of 303 amino acids. NCBI's taxonomy places the organism in Eukaryota, Fungi, Ascomycota, Eurotiomycetes, Eurotiales, Aspergillaceae.